AUGUGCCACACCAGCUGCUCCUCCGGCUGCCAGGCGGCCUGCUGCCCAGCCCCGUGCUGUGUCCCCACCGCCUGCUGCUCACCCUCCUCCUGCGGGAGCUCCUGCUGCCGCCCAGUGUCCUGUGUGACUCUGCUGUGCAGGCCUGUGUGUGGUGUGUCCACCUCCUGCCACCCAGCCUGCUGUGUGGCCAGCCCCUGCCAGGCAGCCUGCUGUGUGCCCGUGAACUGCAAGCCUGUGCUGUGUGUGGUCCCCUCCUGCCAGUCCUCCUGCUGCUGCCGGCCCUCCUGUGCCCCCCUGCUCUGCAGACCCGUCUCCUGCGGCACCCCCACCUGCUGCUAG
Molecule: messenger RNA, 339 nt
Organism: Echinops telfairi (small Madagascar hedgehog)
Lineage: Eukaryota; Metazoa; Chordata; Mammalia; Afrosoricida; Tenrecidae
Product: keratin-associated protein 12-4-like
Exons: 2
Coding region: 1-339 (112 amino acids)
Cellular component (GO): keratin filament
Source: RefSeq, a predicted model, not a curated record